This is a messenger RNA of Phytophthora infestans T30-4, 1098 nucleotides long. RefSeq lists its product as uncharacterized. The transcript has a single exon. The record is from RefSeq and is a predicted model, not a curated record. Gene Ontology annotation, molecular function: thiolester hydrolase activity. The coding region runs from base 1 to 1098 and encodes 365 amino acids. Gene Ontology annotation, cellular component: lysosome. NCBI's taxonomy places the organism in Eukaryota, Oomycota, Peronosporomycetes, Peronosporales, Peronosporaceae.
AUGUUCUCCGUUCGCGCUCUUGUCAUCGCUGCUACUGCUGCGCUCGUCGGUUCCACGGCUGCCAACGAGGCCGCGGGAGCUGCCAAGCUGCCGGUGUUCUUCUUCCACGGCGCUACGGGUAACACCACCAAUGGUGCCGUGAUUGAAGCCAAUUUGACGGCAGACGGACGUACUUACACUGCGCUCGACUUCUGCUCCAACGCGUGCUCUGUCCGUACCGCCCUGUCCAAGCAGGUGCAGAUGGCCAUCAAGCAAGUGCGUGAAAUCGUCGCCAAGGAUACCGCCGCGUACGCGAAUGGUUACCACUUCCUCGCUCACUCGCAAGGUGGCUCUGUCGCUCGUGGUGUCAUCGAAGAAAUGGACGACCACAGUGUUCACUCGUUCAUCAGUCUGGCUGGCGACGGCAACGGUAACUUCUUCGGUCCUCAAGCUUCGGAUGCUCUUCCUCUUCAGGUGCUACUGAAGGCUCUGGGCCCGUUCGCUAUCGACGCCACCGACUUCGACUUCGCUAAGUACGCUGCGGACUCCACGUCGUGGAAGGGCAAGUUCCAGCGCGAUCUGGUGGAACUGGUGACCACGAACGAGGCUCUUCAGGGCAAAAGCUCGAUUGCCAACAUUAUUAAUCCUCCCUUGGAUAAGGCUGCGUUGGCCAACUGGCUGAGCAUUGACCCGUUCCUCCCCAAGGUGAACAACCUACAGGAUUGCGGUACUGACGCUAUUAAUACCUGCGUGGCUGACCAGAAGCGCCGCAAAGAGAACUUUGUCAAGCUCAAAGCUGCUCACUUCUUUGCAUCUCCCCAGGACGACGUCCAGGCGCCGUGGCAGAGCUGUUUGCUGGGCAAGUACACGACGGUCGCAACGCUUGAUGAGGUUGAGACCAAGUUCGCCGACUAUACCAUCGUCGGUAUGAAGGAUACCGUCGAGUACACGGACGACCUGUACGGUCUGAAGACCUUGGACACUGCUGGUGCCCUCCACAUUCAUGAAGUGGCUGAUGUACCACACAACUGCUGGUUGUUCGACUACACCUCCCCCACGGAUGUGGCCUGCAAGCACGCCCCCGUGUACAAUAAUGAGAUAUAUCCCCUGCUUGUGUAG